GUACUCACUCUGUGCGUUAUCUGUGGACGUUUAAAAAAAUAUAUAUUUAUUAUUUUGUUUUUUUAGGAAAUUUACAUGCUUAUGUAAUAUUAAGCCAAUAUCUUUUUGCAGAAGUUAUGGGGAUUAGAGGGCUUACAACGUAUGUAGAACAACGUUCUGAUCAGUUAUUUGAGACAUUUCAGCUGAAAGACUGUUCUCUUGUAAUUGACGGGAAUAGCUUAGUUGCACAACUUUAUCAACGUGUUUAUAAAGCGCAUAGUGCUUUCGGAGGAGAUUACGACGCGUACGCCGACAGCGUGAGGCAUUUCUUCAACGUCCUCCGCAAAUGUAACGUCAUUCCGUUUAUUCUACUUGAUGGUGGCUACGAGGUUAAGAAGCUCAAGACCGUAAAAUCUAGGUUCCAGACUAGGAUAUGUGAUGCUAGGAAAGUCAGUCCACUCGUGCAGAUGAAGCGCAGUGUCUUCCCACUGAUGUUAAUAGCAGUGUUUAAAGAGGUUGUGUUUGAAAUGGGAAUCAAGUUAGUGCAGUGUGGCUUUGAAGCAGAUCAUGAGAUAGCUGCAGUAGCUCGUGCUAUGAAGUGCCCUGUUAUAAGCUAUGACUCUGAUUUCUACAUUUAUGACGUCCUCUAUAUUCCUUUCGACACGUUUUCCUUAGAAGCAGUCGAAAUAGGAGUAUCGCCUGAAGGAACCAAGUUAUAUGCGAUAGACUGCAAAGUGUACAAAGUUGAGAAUUUUCUGAUGUCUUUCGGUGGUUUGGAUAAAACUGUCUUACCCUUGAUGGCAACAGUACUUGGAAACGACUACAUUCAGAAGAAUGUUUUCCAAAACUUUUUCUCCAAAAUUAAGCACCCUAAGAGCCAUACAUCUAGUGACACACAGCGCCACAUUGUAGGGUUGUUGACGUGGCUGAGAGGCAAAACUCCGGAUGAAGCUGUAGCUAUGAUCUUGGCAUGCAUCAAACAGUGCGACCGACAUAGGGUGCUGGAGCAACUGAACAAGAGCAUUGGGGGCUAUAACCGCACCUCUGAUGUCCUGCCGCUACUGUGCCCAGAUCUCGCCGGUGAUAAACCACCCACAAGGGGCUUGAGCCCCAUCAUCGGCGAUGCAGCUGCAGUUCUGGCCAGUGAAGAAUGUUCACGAGAUGGCUCAGAAGAGUGCAUGGCCAACGUGCCUUACAAACCCACUGCCCAGGAGGAAGUUUUCCAAGCCCUCCCUCAUUGGUUCAAACAGAAUUUUUACAAGGGGCUGCUGCCUUCCAGCGUAUUGGACAUGAUCUCGCUCCGCAUGUAUUUUUGUCAGCCGCAGGUGGAAGACUAUUCCCUCCCUCACUCGCACGAACUAAGUCUGGCCAUUAUCCCCGUGAUUUUUGGCCUGCUGACAUCCCACGAAACCAAGACCUCGGGCCUGACGUUCACUUUCCGCAGUAAAAACGCGGAGAUGCGUAGAGUGUUUUUGGAUCCCGUUAAAUCAAUGACCUGCCUCACCCCGUUCCCUAGUCUCCAGGACGUACCUGAUGUACCUGGCGUCAUCCGUGCAUCCGUGAUCCUCGAGUUGGUGGGCUUGGAGGCACAAAAAACUUUGCUCGAGACCGUGCCUGAUGCGUGGAAGCUGUUUGUAGUUGCGAUUGUGUUCUGGGCUCGACGCACCUCGCACCUUCGUUCCUCGUUGUCAUCCAUGAUCAGUGCCCUUCUCCUCACUGCGAUUUCGUUGAAAGUUGUUGAUGGUGUCGUUGGAUACUUCAGGACUCGCAAACAUUUUCUGAGGUCUCACGGUUCCAAAGUCAAGAAAAUUGAAAGGUGUGAAAAGAGUAAGCAUACUUCAGAUGACCAGUGCAAUACUACUUCUAACAGUUCCAUAAAUGAUCCCAAGUGUCAAGACGGCGUCUGUGAUGAAAACAUUCAACAGUCGUAUUGUGAUGAAAACUUUGCAAUACCAGAUGCUUUGAAAAAUGUUUUAGAUUCAGACUGUUUUCUAUUUGUCGAGACAUUCAUACUGUUUCGUUAUUUUGAUGAAAGCCUCAAGCGUAACCCGAAACUGUACGAUGUAACAGUGGUUCAUGCUCUUGCACAGUUUCAGAGUUGUCUCUUACAUCUCACGUGUUUGAAUGCAGUUCUGGAUUUUCCAUUUGAACAAACUAAAGUGUCUUCUUUUUUUUCUGGGACUGCAGUGUACAAUCUGUUCGCAAAUUUCAGAAAACGAACCAAUUUAAGUUUGUAUAUAACGCAACUGUUUGGACGGUCUCCUUCCAUUCUCAGACUUUUCUUUAGUCUUCAGAAAAUUGUUACAGCUUUCCUUCCUGAUGUAGUUGCACACAGUGGAAGUAGUAGAAACAGGAAGAGGAAGAAUGCUAGGAGAAAAAAUUUGGAAGAUGUAUUAAAGUGUGCUGAAGACGAAUUGACGAACGAAAAUUUAGUGCUUGAAGAGGAUGUGUUUGUUGAUAAAAACAACAAAUUUUCAGUUUUAUGUAGUAUGUAAUGUGGGUUAAACAUAGCAUUAUAUUCAGUUUCCAACUGAUUAAACGUAAUUAUGUUCUAGAGUCUACUCUAAAAGUAAUAGCCUUGAUAAAAUUACAUUGGGUCAGAUAUAAGCCAUAGAAGUUUGCUCUAGAACAUAAAGAUGAGUAUCUUUUGAAGAAUAGAUAUUAUAGUGGUCAAUGCAGAUUUAUUAUGUGCUUGAUGUGGGACCUGGUAGGAGCAUGUCAUACACUUUUAUGAAAACUGGAAGCAAAGAAAUGUUAAAAACCAUUCUGUCUACCUAAGAAUGCAUUUGUGUGAUAUGUUUGUAUGUAUAAGACAUGUAUGCUACGGUGUCUUUAUUUACUGGCAAAAAUUUUAAUAGUAAGCCCAAAACUCUUUUAACCCAAAACUCUUUAAGGAACCUUUUUGUAAUUCCUCAAAUUUACAACCAUAAAAGGAUGUGCUUAAACUAAAAUUUUCAACUUUAUAUUAGUUGUGUUCUGUGGAAUGUUGUAAGUUGUGACAGAAUAUAUAUUUUUGCAACAGUAGAUGUUACUACUGUGAACACUCGUAUAACUCAA
Molecule: messenger RNA, 3036 nt
Organism: Bacillus rossius redtenbacheri
Lineage: Eukaryota; Metazoa; Arthropoda; Insecta; Phasmatodea; Bacillidae
Gene: ast
Product: protein asteroid
Exons: 2
Coding region: 117-2474 (785 amino acids)
Molecular function (GO): nuclease activity
Source: RefSeq, a predicted model, not a curated record